Quercus lobata is the source of this 1302-nucleotide messenger RNA. RefSeq names its product ras-related protein RABA5a. The coding region runs from base 418 to 1083 and encodes 221 amino acids. The transcript is spliced from 5 exons. Gene Ontology annotation, molecular function: GTPase activity; GTP binding. The record is from RefSeq and is a predicted model, not a curated record. Lineage: Eukaryota; Viridiplantae; Streptophyta; Magnoliopsida; Fagales; Fagaceae.
GCGACCCGUGAAAACGUUUUGUAUCCAAAUCGACCAGCAAUGACCCCGGACUGGGUUUGUUAAAGUCGCCGGAGCGAACGGAUCCUGUAUACCGCCAGAGAGUUCCGAGGGUUUUGUACACAUAAAAAUCUGAGAGACAAAAUCAGGCAUUUGGAGGAGGCCCCCACUCAAUCAGGAACUUUGAAACUGUGUCAUUUUGCUUAAAGGGGCGGAUUGGAAUUUGACAUAAGAAAGCUCCGGAUAGAUUUACAUCAGUGGCAAGAAGCUGAGGGUGGAGUUGGAAGUUACAAAAUUUAUCAUACCCAUUACCCACCAAAAAUGUUAGCUCCAGAUGAUAGGUAGUGUUGUGACCCAAUAUCUAGAGGGAUGCUCAUGUAAUAUGGCUUUAUAGAGUGGCAAUUAUUUGAAGGUUGGAAAAUGGCUUUUUAUUCAGAGGAAGAAAAAACAGAGGAUUACCUUUUCAAGAUUGUUUUAAUUGGUGAUUCAGCUGUUGGGAAGUCAAAUUUGCUUGCAAGGUUUGCUAGAGAUGAGUUCUACCCUAAUUCAAAGUCAACUAUAGGAGUAGAGUUCCAAACCCAAAAGAUGGAUAUCAAUGGAAAGGAAAUCAAGGCUCAGAUUUGGGACACAGCAGGUCAAGAGCGGUUCAGGGCUGUUACAUCUGCAUAUUAUAGAGGUGCAGUUGGAGCUCUUGUGGUGUAUGACAUCAGUAGACGCCAGACAUUUGAUAGCAUUGGCAGAUGGCUAAAUGAACUUCAAACUCACUCUGAUAUGAACGUAGUAACUAUACUUGUUGGCAACAAGUCUGAUCUUAAGGAUGCCAGGGAGGUUUCCACUUCUGAAGGAAAGGCCUUGGCAGAAGCAGAGGGCUUGUUUUUCAUGGAAACAUCUGCUCUUGAUUCCUCCAAUGUAGCUGCUGCUUUUCAGACAAUUGUGAAAGAGAUCUAUAACAUAUUAAGCCGGAAAGUUAUGAUAUCUCAAGAGCUCAAGAAACAGGAUCCUACCUGGAUGGGAAAUGGAAGAACUGUGGUUUUACAGGGUGAAGCAUCCGUAGAGCCUAAAAAAGGUUGGUGUUGCUCAUUUUAGACCUACACUAGUUAGAUUUGCUCUUUUAUUGGUUUUCCAUUCCAGUCAGGUAUCCCACAUUUCUAAUUCUCCAUGUGACCAAAUUUCUUGAGAUGUUAAAUGAGUAAAAUUCAUCUUCACUUGUUCUUGAUUAAGAACGGUUGAAGAGAAAUUAGAGUAGACAUGUAAAUGACCUGAAGGGGGAUUAAGAAAAUCAUAUUAUACGAUGUUCAAAUUCUA